AUGGAGUGGGUAUGUUGUGCAGAUCGUGUGUUGCUGGGACAAAAGGAUGCGUCAAUCGCAGACGUGCCCCAGCCACCAGUGCCAGGUGAGGCGACGGAUCGCGAGAUCACCGCGCCAGGCGAGUCGGUUCAAGCACCAAGUUGCCAUCGCGACCUGCGGUCGCGAAGGCUCGGCCAUGUCGAGCAGGAGACGGGUCAGUUGGUUGGGCCAGAAGACGAGGUCGGCCAACGAGGCACAGACGAUCGUCACCACCAACGGCGUCAGCCGUGGCUGACGCAGAAACGAAGAAGCCUUGGUUGUCGGGGUCGUCGUGGCGACUGUGAACUUGUCGUCGUGGCUCACGGGGUCUGA
Messenger RNA from Protopolystoma xenopodis, 351 nucleotides. Lineage: Eukaryota; Metazoa; Platyhelminthes; Monogenea; Polystomatidea; Polystomatidae. The record is from the annotation of a GenBank genome assembly.